ACGUGAUUACAAGUCAUCUGUGACUCGAAGCCCGAAUCAAGUAUUUGGUUAUCUGAGAAAAUCGUGAGUAAUCUUUUAUGCAAAAUACUUCAAAAAAGAACAUCAAUACAUAUAUCUGUUCGUGUGGGAAUAAGUUACUAAUUGUUUUAAUUAUUAUUGCACAAAAUGACAUCUCUUCUCAACGAGGGAGACGAAGUUCUCGUUAUAUUGGGAAAUGAAGCAUCUUUUCCUCAUGAUACGACAAAAUUUAAUUCUGCGAUCAAGCAACGUACCGGACAACUUGGCAAGAUGCAUGUCACAAAUUUGUUGGAUCUAAAAAAGAAAAAUUACAAUGCUUCUGUUUUUGAUGCCAUUAUUGCCAUUUUUACACAACCAUGCCCAAACGACGGAGGGUUCUUGACAGAAGCAUUGAAAAUUUUGAAACCUAAUGGUUCACUUGUCAUUUAUGAACCAUUACCGGCAGAGAAAAAAUCAGAUACACAACUUACCUAUGCUGAAAGAAUAUCUACGUUAAAGUUAUCUGGCUUUCUAGUAAAAAAUAUAGAACGACAGAGCCUGGACAAGGAUUUAGAGGAUGAAAAGCUUUUGCUGGAAAUAUAUAACAAUGCAGAGGAUAUUUGUAAAGUAUUGGCAAAUAAACCAUCAUUUGAGGUGGGUUCCAGUAUUCCUUUAUCAUUCAUAGGAGAAAAAAGUAAUGUAUGGAAGCUUGAUGAUGAUUUGAUAGAUGAAGAUGAACUUUUAGAUGAGUCAGAUCUUGUGAAGCCAGAUGCAUCAUCUUUAAGAGUCUGUUCGACAACAGGCAAGCGAAAAGCAUGUAAGGAUUGUACAUGUGGACUUGCAGAAGAGUUAAAUAAUAAAACUGUACAGGAAAGCACUGUUAAAUCCUCUUGUGGAAGUUGUUAUCUUGGAGAUGCAUUUAGAUGUGCCACUUGUCCUUAUCUUGGAAUGCCAGCCUUUAAACCUGGAGAGAAAGUAGUUUUGCCUGACACUCAGUUAACUAUUGAUUCUUAAGUAUUUUUUUUCAUGAAUAUUAUAAUAGCAAUAAAUGUUUAUCUCAAUUCAGGGAAAUAAUUGUACUGUUUUCA
Molecule: messenger RNA, 1085 nt
Organism: Camponotus floridanus (Florida carpenter ant)
Lineage: Eukaryota; Metazoa; Arthropoda; Insecta; Hymenoptera; Formicidae
Gene: CIAPIN1
Product: anamorsin homolog
Exons: 6
Coding region: 166-1011 (281 amino acids)
Biological process (GO): iron-sulfur cluster assembly
Cellular component (GO): cytoplasm
Molecular function (GO): iron-sulfur cluster binding
Source: RefSeq, a predicted model, not a curated record